AUGGCAUCAACCACAAGUCUGCCUCCUCUGGACCCGCUGUACAAGGCGAACGCGAAACGGACGUACAGCGUGUUCGCGUCAUGUCCGGAGCAGGGUAUGAAGGAGGAGGAGAAGAGUGCGCGGAUACGGCUCGCCGUGAAGAUCAACGACGAGUACAAACACUACAAACAGCUGCCCUCUGCUCUGCUCGAGCAACAGAUGCCCGUAGGCCCAGCCCGGCCAAAACAGCAGCUAAAAGCGAUCACAGCCGGCCCCUCAGCCUCCGCCUCCGCCGCCACCGACACCUCCCGCAUGAUCGCCACAAUCGACAACACACCCACCCAAACCCCCUCCACCUUCUCCAACUCCUCCCACCUCUCCCAAGCCCUCUCCCUCCACAAAACCACACGCACCAUCAAGCCCACGUUCCACCCGCAAUGGAAGCUCAUGCGCGUCAUCUCCGGCCAUCUGGGCUGGGUACGCUCCGUCGCCGUCGAGCCGGGCAAUAAGUGGUUCGCGACGGGCGCGGGCGAUCGGGUGAUUAAGAUCUGGGAUUUGGCGAGUGGGGAGUUGAAGUUGAGUUUGACGGGACAUAUUUCGACGGUUAGGGGGCUGGCGGUGUCGAGUAGGCAUCCGUAUUUGUUUUCGUGUGGGGAGGAUAAGAUGGUGAAAUGUUGGGAUUUGGAGGCGAACAAAGUCAUCAGGCAUUAUCACGGCCAUCUGUCCGGCGUCUACUCCCUCUCGCUUCAUCCGACGCUCGACGUGCUCGUCACGGCGGGCAGGGACGCCUCAGCGCGCGUGUGGGAUAUGCGGACGAAGGCGCAGGUGCAUGUCCUGGCGGGACAUACGGCGACGGUCGCGGAUGUGAAGUGUCAGGAGUCGGACCCGCAGGUUAUUACGGGUAGUAUGGACUCUACCGUUCGCCUCUGGGACCUCGCAGCCGGCAAAACGAUGGUAACCCUCACGCACCACAAAAAGUCCGUGCGCGCGCUCGCGAUCCAUCCUACAGAAUACUCCUUCGCCUCGGGCUCGGCGGGGGGGAACAAUAUCAAGAAGUGGAAGUGUCCGGAGGGGACGUUCGUGUUUAAUUUUAGUGGGCAUAAUGCGAUUAUUAAUACGAUGAGCGUUAAUGCGGAGGGGGUGUUUUUCUCGGGCGGCGACAACGGAACGCUCACGCUCUGGGACUACGACACCGGGACGCCAUUCCAGCAUAUGGACGAUAUUCCCCAGCCGGGGUCGUUAGAAGCCGAGGCUGGAGUGUUUUGUUCGACGUUCGACGCUACCGGGACGAGGCUGAUCACGGGCGGGGCGGACAAGACGAUCAAGGUUUACGCUGAGCAAGCAUGAUUCUUGAUCAUGAUGGGGUGUGGCGCGCCACAUCGUGCGGGCUGAGGUUGUCGGAUUGUAACCUUUACC
Stereum hirsutum FP-91666 SS1 is the source of this 1395-nucleotide messenger RNA. Its product is annotated as WD40 repeat-like protein. NCBI's taxonomy places the organism in Eukaryota, Fungi, Basidiomycota, Agaricomycetes, Russulales, Stereaceae. Gene Ontology annotation, cellular component: precatalytic spliceosome; catalytic step 2 spliceosome; Prp19 complex. The transcript has 7 exons. Gene Ontology annotation, biological process: mRNA splicing, via spliceosome. Gene Ontology annotation, molecular function: protein binding. Bases 1 to 1326 code for a protein of 441 amino acids. The record is from RefSeq and is a predicted model, not a curated record.